Messenger RNA from Balaenoptera musculus (blue whale), 1558 nucleotides. RefSeq names its product mitochondrial ribosomal protein L38 (gene MRPL38). Gene Ontology annotation, cellular component: mitochondrial large ribosomal subunit. Lineage: Eukaryota; Metazoa; Chordata; Mammalia; Artiodactyla; Balaenopteridae. The transcript has 9 exons. Bases 193 to 1335 code for a protein of 380 amino acids. The record is from RefSeq and is a predicted model, not a curated record.
CCCGGAGGGAGGAGCGCGGGGAUCCCAGGAAGUAAGAUUCCUGGGCCUAUGAGGGGGCGUGGCUCCUAUUGACGCUGGGGCGGGGCCUGGGGGCGAGGCCUCCGCCGUGCGCUCAGGCGGUGCUGCGGCCGCCUCUUCCGGGUCUUAGGAGCGGCAGUGGCGACGGCGGCGGCCGCGCCGGCCUGAGGGAAGAUGGCGGCGACCUGGUGGCGAGUCGCGCUGUACGGAAGUCGGAGGUGGCGGGGCUUCAGCACCUCAGCCGCCCUGAGCCGCCGGACCGCUCCUCUGGGGCCGAUGCCCAACGAGGUCAUCGACGUGAGCAACCUGGAGCGGCUGAAGAAGUACCGCAGCUUCGACCGGUACCGGCGCCGGGCGGAGCAGGAGGCGCGGGACCCGCACUGGUGGCGGACCUACCGGGAGCAUUUCGGGGAGGAGUCAGAUCCCAAAGACAAGAUUGACAUUGGGUUGCCUCCACCUAAGGUCUGCCGGACCCAACAGCUGUUGGAGCGGAAACGGGUCCUCCGGGCGCUGCGGGCCAACGUGGAGGAGGAGCGGGCCGCUCGCCUCCGCACAGCACGCAUCCCGCUGGAGGCAGUGAGGGCUGAGUGGGAGAGGACCUGUGGCCCCUACCACAAGCAGCGUCUGGCCGAACACUACGGCCUCUAUCGAGACCUGUUCCACGGGGCCACCUUCGUGCCCCGAGUCCCCCUGCAUGUGGCCUACGCUGUAGGCGAGGACGACUUGAUGCCUGUGUACUGCGGCAAUGAGGUCACUCCAACUGAGGCUGCCCAGGCCCCGGAGGUGACCUAUGAGGCAGACGAGGGCUCCAUGUGGACACUGCUGCUCACCAACUUGGAUGGACACCUGCUGGAACCGGAUGCUGAGUAUUUGCACUGGCUGGUAACCAACAUCCCGGGCCACAGGGUGGCUGAAGGACAGGAGACGUGUCCCUACCUGCCCCCCUUCCCUGCCCGAGGCUCCGGCUUCCACCGCUUUGCCUUUCUGCUCUUCAAGCAGGACAAGCCAAUCGACUUCUCUGGGGACACCCGGCCCUCACCCUGCUACCAGCUUGCCCAGCGGACCUUCCACACUUUUGAUUUCUACAAGAAACACCAAGAUGCCAUGACUCCAGCUGGCCUGGCCUUCUUCCAGUGCCGCUGGGAUGACUCGGUCACCCACAUCUUCCACCAGCUCCUGGACAUGCGAGAGCCUGUGUUUGAGUUUGUGCGGCCGCCCCCUUAUCACCCUAAGCAGAAGCGCUUCCCCCACCGGCAGCCCCUGCGCUACCUGGACCGGUACAGAGACAGUCACGAACCCACCUAUGGCAUCUACUGAGUGGCUGGAGUGCCACCCCCCUCAGAGAGUGGACUGGGCCUCUCAGGCCACCCUGUCAGGCUCUGCAGGUGGGAGCAAUAGAGACACAGUGCCAAGGGGGCCAAGCAUUGGGGUUCUCCGGCCUGCCUGAGUCAGCCCCUCUGCUGUCCUCCCAGCAGGCCCAGGGCUUGGGAGUGAAGAAUGCUGGGGGGUUGCGGCUAUGAAUAUAUUGAUUUUUGCUGUA